This is a messenger RNA of Tuber melanosporum (Perigord truffle), 1123 nucleotides long. RefSeq lists its product as uncharacterized. NCBI's taxonomy places the organism in Eukaryota, Fungi, Ascomycota, Pezizomycetes, Pezizales, Tuberaceae. Gene Ontology annotation, cellular component: cytosol; nucleus. The record is from RefSeq and is a predicted model, not a curated record. Bases 299 to 997 code for a protein of 232 amino acids. Gene Ontology annotation, molecular function: Hsp90 protein binding; protein-folding chaperone binding. Gene Ontology annotation, biological process: chaperone-mediated protein complex assembly; protein folding. The transcript has 4 exons.
GCUUCGCCCAAAACGAAUGAAAUAGAAAGAAAGAGAAGAAAAGAUUAAACUCACAAAACAAAGACAUCGCUCAAUAAGAGUCAGCCGCAUCCAGGUUACCCUUCAAGAAGGUUCGAUAGCAGCAGACGAACGUUACUUUCCGCAUAACUCAACCCACCCUACCCUUACCACAAACAAUCACCACCAGUCUCUUGUGACGAGCCAACUCAUCUCUUCUCUCUUCAUCUUCUCUCUUCACUGCUCUUCCCCUCUUCAACUAAUCUAUCAUCCACACUUCAACUUUCCACCUCUACCAAACAUGUCUUUACCAACUACUAUUCCUGAAGUUCUUUGGGCCCAGCGUUCUCAUGAGGAAGAUGGCACCAAAAACAUCAUCUAUCUUACCAUAACAGCACCAGACUGCCCCCCAGACUCGGUUGAAUUGGAUCUUGAGCCAACAAAGGUCCACUUCAAAGGAAGCAACAAAGUUAAAACUUUCUGUGUGGAUCUGGAGCUCUAUGCAGAGAUUGAUGUCGAAAACUCGAAACAACACUUGAGUGCACGAGGCGUUGACCUUGUCCUUCGCAAGAAGGAAUUUAAGACAGAAUUCUGGCCGAGACUUUUGAAAGAAGCCAAGAAGGCACAUUACCUUAGAACCGAUUUUGAUAAGUGGGUCGAUGAGGAUGAGCAAGAGGAUGAAGGAUCGGGUUUUUCUGAUAUGCCCGGUGGUGGUGCUCAAUUUGGCGGUGGAGACGAUUCUGGCGGUUUUGGUGGCAUCGACUUUUCGAAGCUCGGAGGCAUGGGAGGUAUGGAAGGCAUGGAUAUGAGUGCUCUCCAAGGGAUGAAUUCCUCCGGUGGCGCCGAUGACAACGGCGAUGACGAUAUGCCCGAGCUUGAAGAUAGUACCCUCGAGAAGUCUGAGGAUACCGAGGCUACUGAAGCCACUGAAGCCACUGCUCCUGCUACUGAAGCGGAGACGUCCUCGGGUAUCGAAGAGAUCUCGGAGGACAAGAAAUGAUUGCACCGCGGAGUUUCUCGACGGGGUAUCGGCAUCAAUUGCCAAAAAAAAAAAUGGGAGGGGGUUCUUGAAUUCAGAGUGUAGGGUUAAUGCAUUGGCGAUUAAUAUGCACAUAUUCUGUCUUAA